AUGUUCCCCCAAAGGAAAUUUCAAUCGCUAAUAAUCCGAGAAGAUCAGCGUAGAUUCAAACGGCGCCGCUAUGUCCAGGGCAGAAGGAAGUCCCUACCUUACACUUUCAGGGAAAAGAUCAAGAAGUACUUGGUGCUGUUUCUGGAAACUUCAUCGAUACAUGGCUUGAACCAUCUUGUCGCAGUUGGGAGACAUCCUUGUGAAAUCUUCCUCUGGUUCACAAUGGUGUUCCUGUCAGUAUUUGGAACUGUGUACCUCUCGUGGAGCACCUGGGCUCGCUACCAGUCCUCACCAACCGUGGUGUCCAUGGAACGAGACAUGUACUCCUGGAAUACCACAUUCCCUUGCGUCACCCUCUGUCCUGAAGAGAAGCUUGAUCCCACGAGGUUGGAUACUUACCUCGAAUCCUUACAUGAAGACGAUAAAGAGAAUUUCAAAAAAUUCAUAAAGACAUUAGCGAAUACUACUUUCGAAAACUUUAACACGGUACCCGAAUACAAAGGCAUAGAUCCUGACGAUUACUUGGAACUUCUGCUCAAUUUAUCAGCUUUAUUCAAGCCAACUCUGGUGACCAGCACUUCUGGAUUUGACCUGCAAAUUAUUCCCACAAUCACUGAGAUGGGACUGUGCUAUACCAUUAAUUCAAAAGUUGCCAUAUAUAAUACCCCUGAAUAUAGGAAAGCAAAUAGAUGGGACGUUGUCAAAUCCAACACUUCAUUUAAUGUCCAUCCGUUAGACGGGGAAGUUUUUUCUCAAGUCAAUAUAACGCAUUCGUAUUUUGCUUAUAUCCACGGCCCGUAUGAGGCUCCAGAUAUCACUGCACAGCAUUAUCAUUCACCAGAGUUUUUAUAUAUGACACUUUAUGUCCAUACAAUAGCUGUGUACACUUCACCAGAAGCUGCAAGAUUAACUUUAGCCCAACGUGGCUGCCGUUUUCACUACGAGAAUAAUCUAAAGCACAACCCUGUGUACUCGUACAAUUUUUGUCGUACCGAGUGCAGAAUACAGCUUUCACUCAAAUAUUGCCAGUGCAUUCCUUACUUCUACAGGAAGAUCGAUGAUGAAAAAAUAUGCAAUGUUAAGGGACUACAUUGUUUACAUAAGCAUAAAGAUAUAAUUUUAGGAUUGAGAGACCAAGACGGGAAGAAAGUUAACUGUUCAUGUCCUCCCCUUUGUAAUGACGUAAACUAUAUUAUCAGUAUGCAUUCGCUUCAGGGAUGGGCGAUAGGUACUACAACACUCCAAUGGGGUAUGGUUGCGUAUCCCAGGAUGAGAUUUAAACGUGAUAUUAUCUUUGGUUUUACCGACGUCUUGGUGGCAGUUGGUGGAAUGGCGGGACUUUUUCUUGGCUGUAGUGUCCUGAGCUUCGCAGAAAUCAUAUAUUUUUUCACUUUGCGACUCAUCUGUUAUACGAAAACCAAUAUCAAAAAAUAG
This is a messenger RNA of Maniola jurtina (meadow brown), 1434 nucleotides long. RefSeq names its product sodium channel protein Nach-like. Gene Ontology annotation, cellular component: membrane. NCBI's taxonomy places the organism in Eukaryota, Metazoa, Arthropoda, Insecta, Lepidoptera, Nymphalidae. Gene Ontology annotation, biological process: sodium ion transmembrane transport. The coding region runs from base 1 to 1434 and encodes 477 amino acids. The record is from RefSeq and is a predicted model, not a curated record. The transcript has 10 exons. Gene Ontology annotation, molecular function: ligand-gated sodium channel activity.